UCUCAUCCGCCCUUCUUUAAUUCCUCCAUUUCUCUCUCUCCGCAGAGGUCACAAGACAAGAACUCAGCAAGAACUGGACAAAAGCACAUCAAUGGCGUUUUCUCUUUGUCUCGUCUUUCUUCCUCUCGGGAUCCUCUCCGCUUCACUUCUUUGUCUUGCCCAAGACCAAUCAGGAUUCAUCAGCUUGGAUUGCGGCUCGCCGAAGGAAACCAGCUACCGAGAGAAAACGACCAACAUUAGCUAUAUCUCUGACGCGAAUUUCAUCGACACCGGUAUCGGUAGGAGCAUCAGAGCUGAGUACCGGACCCAGUUCCAGCAGCAAACUUGGUAUGUCAGGAGUUUUCCACAAGGGACUAGGAGCUGCUACAGUCUGAAUCUGACGGCGGGCGACGAGUAUUUGAUCCGGGCGAGUUUCUUGCAAGGCGAUUACGACAACAACACGACCCCUCGGUUCGAUCUCCAUCUCGGUCCUAAUCUCUGGACGACGGUCUCCAUCACGAAUUCGACAACUCCAUCGAUCUUUGAGAUGAUUCAUCUCUUGAAGUCAGAUCAUUUGCACGUCUGUUUGGUCAAGACAGGCGCUUCUACGCCUUUCAUUUCCGCGUUAGAGCUUCGUAAACUGAAGAACACGACUUACUUGACUCAGUCCGGAUCUCUGCAAACAUUUAUACGUGCCGAUGUUGGUUCAACUUCUGAUCUUGUCUUAAGGUAUGGAAUCGACGUGUUUGAUCGUAUCUGGACGCCGUUCAACUUUCAGAACUGGACACAGAUAAGUACCAAUAAGACAGUGAGUAUUGACAAUGACUACCAGCCGCCAGAGAUUACGAUGAGGACAGCCUCUAUUCCGAUAGACCCGAUGGCGCCGAUGAACAUAACGUUAACAGGUUUGAAUGGAACAGAACUGUUCUAUGUGUUCAUGCACAUUGCCGAGAUUCAGGAGCUCGGAUCCAACGAGACGAGAGAGUUCACUAUUGAGUACAACGGUCGGCGACUUUACGGACCCUUUAGGCCAAUUGCCUUGACCACGACCUCGGUAUUCACGCCGUUUUCCGUGGGGGCGGAUGCAAACGGGCAAUACUUGUUCACACUGAGGAGGACGGGGAAUUCGACACUGCCACCGCUUCUCAACGCCAUGGAAGUGUACUUAGUGAAUCUGUUACCUCAGGAAGGAACCGGUGAACAAGAAGUUGAUGCAAUGGUACAGACCAAAUUGGGAUAUGGACUGAACAAAAUUGACUGGCAAGGAGAUCCAUGCGUGCCACAGGAUUACCGUUGGGAUGGUGUCGCCUGCAGUUACAGCGGUAACGACCCGCCAAUAAUCACGUCUCUGAACUUGUCUGGUAAUGGAUUAACCGGGAAGAUACUGGACUCGAUAACAGGCCUUGCAAAUUUAGAAACCCUUGACUUGUCUAACAACAAUCUGUCUGGCUCGGUACCGGGAUUUCUAGCAAGGAUGAACACUCUGAAAGUAAUAAAUCUCUCGGGAAACAACCUUAACGGUUCGAUUCCCGCAAGUCUCCUUGAAAAAUCGCAACAAGGGUCGAUUACGUUAAGCGUUGAGGGUAACCCUGGUCUUUGUUCAUCUUCUUCAUGUACCCCAAAAAAGAAGAAGAACUCCGCAGUUGUACCCGUCGUUGCAUCUCUCGUCUCGAUAUUCGUCGUUGUUGCCGGGCUUGUAACCUUUCUGAUUCUUAAAAAGAAGAAGAAAAACAAGCCUGAAUUUAGUGCAGUCUCGGGUACCGGAACAACGCCUUUACACUCAAGUUCACUUCACAGUUACGAAUCGAAGAAUCGAAGGUUUACUUAUUCUGAGGUCUUAAAGAUAUCAAACAAUUUCGAGAGAAUCCUCGGUAGGGGAGGGUUCGGGAUCGUUUAUUACGGUAUCCUCGACAACAAUCCCGUCGCUGUGAAGAUGCUUACCGGCUCCUCAGUCCAAGGAUACAAACAGUUCAAAGCAGAGGUUGAGCUUCUUCUCAGAGUUCAUCACAAAAAUCUGACGAGCCUCGUUGGAUAUUGCGACGAAAACGAGAAGUUGUCACUCAUUUACGAGUUCAUGGCCAAUGGAGACUUGAAUGAACAUCUAUCAGGAAAGCGUGGACCGUCGAUUUUGACAUGGGAAGGAAGGCUGAGAAUCGCGGCGGAAUCAGCUCAAGGAUUGGAAUAUCUUCACAGUGGAUGUAAGCCUCAAAUCGUUCAUAGAGACGUCAAGACGACAAACAUCUUACUGAACGAGAAAUUCGAAGCCAAGCUCGCAGAUUUCGGGCUGUCCCGUUCUUUCCCGCUCGGUAACGAAACCCAUGUCUCGACCGUUGUUGCGGGAACACCCGGAUAUCUCGAUCCCGAGUACUACAGAACGAACUGGUUGACAGAGAAGAGCGAUGUUUUCAGCUUCGGGGUCGUGCUUCUAGAGAUAAUCACGAACCGGCCCGUGAUCGAUCAGAGCCGGGAACGAGCUCACAUCGGAGAAUGGGUGGGAUUGAUGCUGACGAGGGGAGAUAUAAACAGCAUCGUCGAUCAGAAGCUGCAAGGAGAUUUCGAUCAGAACUCGAUCUGGAAAGCUGUGGAAACAGCGAUGGCGUGUCUGAACCCUUCUUCCGCUCGGAGGCCGACAAUGACUCAGGUUGUCGUGGAGCUCAACGGAUGCUUGUCAAUGGAGAUGGCGAGGAACCAAGGGAGCCGAAUGACGGAUUCAACCAACGAUUCUUCGAUCGAGCUCACCAUGAAUUACACCACUGAGCUUUACCCUGGAGCAAGAUGAUUCUGCUCUUGUCCAAGUAUGUGUGAAAUCAAAGUGUUUACAGCAAGGAUUCUUUGUGAUCAUAUAUUGAUACUUAAGUAUUAGUAACUUAAAAAAAACUAAAUACUUAAUUAAAUAUAUAACGUCUCUUAAUUACAUUGUUUAA
This is a messenger RNA of Tarenaya hassleriana, 2903 nucleotides long. Its product is annotated as probable LRR receptor-like serine/threonine-protein kinase At1g51860. Gene Ontology annotation, molecular function: ATP binding; protein kinase activity; protein binding. The record is from RefSeq and is a predicted model, not a curated record. The coding region runs from base 92 to 2758 and encodes 888 amino acids. The transcript has 12 exons. NCBI's taxonomy places the organism in Eukaryota, Viridiplantae, Streptophyta, Magnoliopsida, Brassicales, Cleomaceae. Gene Ontology annotation, biological process: protein phosphorylation.